This is a messenger RNA of Lachancea mirantina, 1833 nucleotides long. The record is from the annotation of a GenBank genome assembly. NCBI's taxonomy places the organism in Eukaryota, Fungi, Ascomycota, Saccharomycetes, Saccharomycetales, Saccharomycetaceae.
AUGUCGACAUCCGUGAUUUAUGUCCCCGUGGGCCUUACAUCGUUACAACGAGAUCUGAUUGAGAUCUUAGUGUCUAUACAUGCGUUUUCACUAUUACGAUUAAUGAAGCCCGAUGAUCCAGCGUUGAAUGAGAUUUCUAAGAAACAAGAAGAAAGACAAGUUUUGAGAUUACCCCAAUUAUCCGAUGUGCAAAUGAUGUAUUUGCUUGCCGCUAAUAUUCGUGCUGUUGCCAACCAUCCUUCUCUGCUUGUUAGCCAUUACAUGCCCCGUCAGUUGCUGCUAAUGGAACCUGGUGAAAGGCUUAUAGCAGCAAGUCAUAAAUUUCAAGUACUAGCUUCAAUUGUCGAUAAGUUUAGCGGCCGUGAUCGCAAUAGAUUUACCGGUUCGAUGAAAUUGGCAUUAAUUGCACACAAUGUCAAGGAAUUGGAUCUUAUAGAAGGGUUUUUACUAGGCAAAUUAGUGAGAAUUAAAAGGUUAUCUGGCACCUCCCUUUUUGAUGAAAAACAUGUUUACGACAGUUCAGUGUCGUCUGAUGCUCCCUCAGUGAUGUCUUCGAGAGAACCCAGCGAAGAAAAUAACGGUUACGUAAAAUACGUUUCGCAAGAAUCCCAAUCUGACUUCAACGACUGGGUAUUUCUAGCCACGUCGACGCAUGUAGCACACGACCCAGACCUGUUUGAGCCGUACGAUAUCGAUAUGGUCAUAAGUUUUGAUGCGCUUCUGGACAGCCAAUUGCCUGUCUUUGCCCGCACGAGAAGGUCUGGAGGACCAAUUCCGAUCGUCAAACUUCUAGUUGAGGGCUCGCCGGAUCACUGUAUACUUGCCAGCGGCAAAGAGGACGACGAGAAUGUAAGCACGGAGAAAGCACUGAAUUAUUUUGUCAAGAAUAGAGCGUAUUCCACGUCUGGAGGUGGUGUUGCCGAUUUGUCUCUUUUGGUAAAUUCUUUUCUGGAGGACACACUAGAAAAAUCACCGCUGCCGGUGCUUCCAGAAUUACCAGAUACUGCGGAUCUCUAUCGUGCGCUUACGACUCAUUCGAGCUUGAAAAAACUCGAAAAGACGCAGUUUUCGCUACCGCCUCGUCCAGACCAAUUCGAUAUCAAAUCCUAUCAAGCUGCCAUCACAGACCUUGUCUUGCAACGCUUGAAUGCGUGUGAAAGUGAAUUUGAUGCACGCGAGGAGGACGUGCUGCAAAAAAGGUUGCGUGAAACCGAAAGACAGAAUGGGUUUGACGAAAUGCGGAUGGAAUCUGCUAAAAUUUACAAAAGUCUGAAAGAGGGCGAGGGUAGGCAAAACGACGUUAGUAAAAAGGCCGAGAAAGCCAAAUCCGAUUUUGAAAGACACGAUGCGCGCUACAAAACUCUUCUUGAAAGGGCCAAACAUUUGGAGAACUUAGUCAACCUUUUAGAUUGCAGUAACGAAUUGGAAACCGCUAGAGGGAGCCUACAAACUUUGAAAACCCAACUAAACACCCUGCUUGACGAGAACGACAAACUUUCGACUUGCAACGACAAUCUUCGUUUGAAAUACCAAUCGACUUCAACAGAGGCUGCGAAUGAAUCGCUUGGUUUAACCACGCUAGAAGAAACAAAGAAAGCGCUAGAGAAAAAAAAAUCUGGACCUCUCACGACAAUGCGUGUCAGCGAAGCCCACUUUCACGAGAAACAAGCCCAGAAAGAAUUAAAUCGGUGCCAAGAACAAUCAUUUUUCUAUCAAUCCUUAACAAAAAGAUUACAGACUCAUUAUGCGAUUACCAAGAGAGAUUCGCCAAGCAAAUCUUCAACCAAUUCUCGAACUAGAAGAGGAAGAUCAACAGCACCGGUCUACACAUGA